AGGGAAAAAUCAAAAACCCAAAAUGAAGAAUUUAGCUUGUGAGACUUAGUUGGGUUGAAUUUAAAGUUAAAUUAUUUAGUCUUAUUUAAAUUUAAUAGGGAUAGAAUUUAAUCUUGAAAAUCAGUGAUUUUAUUUAAUACUAGAUCAGGUGAUCUGUAAAAAUUGAUCGUAUGAAGGCAAUUAUACCCUGACCUUGCUCAUCCUUUUAUCAUCCAUUUACGGUUGAAUCAAAGAUGAGCGGAGCCUAAUGCCCGCUCUAUAUUAAAUUAAUUUCCCCAAUUCCGCCUUUGUUUUGAGUUUUUUGUUCACCCUAUAGUUUGUGAAUUCGAUAGAUUUAUAGAGGACGCACAGCUACUGUAAAGAUGGCAACGAGAAGCAAUUUCUACAAGAAUCCGUCCCUCGCCUAUAAAAAGGACGUCAGUCUCUCUUCCGUUCUUCAAAACUUGAAAGCAUAUAAUAUUGUCACGGGAAAUGUACCUCCAAUUGAAGAACAACCUCCGGCUGAGGAGAGAAAAACCAGUACGAAACGACCUCGCGUAUCGAAACCACUGUCAGAUAGAAACCUUGAAAUCGAAGACGAGGAUAGGCAUAUGUCUCACCAGGAUUACAUUGACAAGCGAAGGAAGGAAGUUAGUUGGAAUCCAUCUUACGAGGAAUUAAGUACUGACGUCUUGGUAUUUUCAAUUGUUGUGGUUGAGUUUUUGUGGAUUAUAUUUGGAUCUACUAGUUUGGCUGUCAAUUUGGUAUGCUAUGAAAGCGAUGAGAGUGUUUCUUCAGAAUGUGAACAAAUAGAUGAUACUCCCCACCAUGCUAACAUAAGUGAAGUGGAGAAAAUUAAGAGCAGAAGUGAACAACGGUAUCCUGUUCCAGGAGAACCUACUUGUAUAGUCUGUGGUAAAUAUGGAGAAUACAUAUGCAAUGAGACCGACGAUGAUAUCUGCAGCCUGGAGUGCAAAGCUGCUGUUCUGAGAAGUCGUAAAAUUGCUGAGGAAUCCUUAAUCAAGCAAGAUCCUGAUGUCUCAUCAUCAGGAAAUGUGUGUGCCUUACAAGCAGAUGGGUUUGAGAAGGGCUUACGCUAUUAUAACAGCAAUCACUGGUCGGGAAAGAGAUCUAGUCUUUGUACAUAUCAAUGUUGGAAAUGUAAUAGACCUGGGCACCUUGCUGAAGAUUGUUUGGUGAUGGCAAGUAAUCAGGAGCAGAAUAAUUCCUGUCCCAUUGCCAAAGAUCUGCUUGAGUUGUAUAGAAGGUGCCACCAGAUCAGUAAAACCUUAUCAUCAGCAAAUUGCAAUGUAUGCUGCAGCUCCUCCAAUUUGGCUACUUGUCUUGACUGCAACACUGUCCUUUGUGACAAUGCAGGGCAUUUAAAUGAGCAUAUCAGGACAAAAUCUUCACACCGUAAAUAUUACUCUCACAAGCUCAAACGCCUGGUGAAAUGCUGUAAAUCAACAUGCAAGGUGACUGACAUUACAGAUCUUCUGGUUUGUCACUACUGUUUUAGCAAAGCCUUUGACAAGUGCAAGGAUAUGUAUAGUGCAACUUGGAAAGGAGCUGGACUUCAAAUUAUUUGGAAUUCAAUUUGCUGUGAUGAUCACUUUGAGUGGCAUAGGAUGAAUUGUUUAAAUGCAGAUGUAGAAGACGGAGCUUAUAUCAUUAGCAGCACUACCAAGAAGCAAAAGUUGGUUCAGCUUAGUGAUUGCAUUUUCUGAUGGAUUCUGGGUUACAAACUAGUAAUGUUUGACCAUAUUGCUUUGCCUUGAAUUUGGUCAACAACUGUAUCAUGUAGUUUAGGUAUGUGAGCAAUAUCAUUGCCCAGAUAUACAUGUGGAACGGAUUGCUUUUAAGGCUUUUCAUGUUACGGGUUACUGCCGAAUCAGUUGGAUAUCCAUCAGGAGGGAGACGGGCGAGGUCAUAUGUGGAUGCUGGAGUACACCUGCAUAACAUGAUGUUCAUGAUCGGGAUAUGCUGGAAAUAAUAAACUGCUUUACUAGGAAUUUCCCUAAUCUUGGUACCCAAUCACUGAACUGGUUUCGAAAUUUGAAGACUGAAGACCCAAAGGCGAUGUAUUCGGAAUUUUGAGGGAAAAGAGUAAACCAAAGAUAUCUAUUGUCUUCUUGUGCAACAAGAUUUUUUUUUUUCAAAAAAAAAAAAAUCAGAGAAUAUGAGUAUUGAUCCGACAGAAUAACUUUUUCAAGUGUUACGUGAACUAGAAAAAUCGUAACUUCAAUCGUUAUUUUAAA
This is a messenger RNA of Mangifera indica (mango), 2237 nucleotides long. RefSeq lists its product as uncharacterized. Gene Ontology annotation, molecular function: zinc ion binding; nucleosome binding; nucleic acid binding. The transcript is spliced from 15 exons. The record is from RefSeq and is a predicted model, not a curated record. Gene Ontology annotation, biological process: chromatin remodeling. Gene Ontology annotation, cellular component: Swr1 complex. NCBI's taxonomy places the organism in Eukaryota, Viridiplantae, Streptophyta, Magnoliopsida, Sapindales, Anacardiaceae. Bases 363 to 1706 code for a protein of 447 amino acids.